Plenodomus lingam JN3 is the source of this 219-nucleotide messenger RNA. NCBI's taxonomy places the organism in Eukaryota, Fungi, Ascomycota, Dothideomycetes, Pleosporales, Leptosphaeriaceae. The record is from RefSeq and is a predicted model, not a curated record.
AUGGCAGUGUUUCAGACCGCGGGAGCGUGGUCCAUGCGCAACCGCGGACGACGGAUUGGAUUGGGUGGCUUGGGGCGUUGGGCGGGUUGGCGGGUGGGCGCUUGCAAGGGUGUGGGUGGGGGAUUUGAUACCUACGUCACCCCCUUUCACCUCUUCCCCCCUCCCCCCCAAGAAAGGCUUUCCAGUACUUCCAGUACUACUACUACUACUACUACAUGA